AUGCCGAAGAACAAUCGACCCGCGACGUCUGGUUAUGCCCGCUUGGCCCAGGAGGAAGAGGAUAGAAAUAACGAUCCCUACGAAUACUCGGACGAGGAUGACUUGUACCAUACUUCCAGCACAAUUAAUCCGUACGGCACACAAUAUGAACCUAUUUCAACUCGAGGCCGAGGGUCCAUCCCCGCCGGGGCCCCAACAACACCGCCCGAAUACCGACGGAGACCGAGCGUACAUCACCGCCGAGGACGGCGGAAUUCGGCCGUGGAUAUCAAAGCGAUCAAUGCACGCCUAGAGCGCUGGGCGGAGGAGUUUGCCUCGAAAUUCAAAAUUCAUCGCGUGAAGGGGAAGACACUUGAAGAGGAGAAGCUGGAGAUCUACCACUCUGUUUUCCAACCGCCCAAUGGCGUUCAGCCUAUAACGGCGGAAGAGCUGGACUCGGAGGAGUCUGAAUUAGCUACGCGGAAAGCGCGGGAUGGGUUCGAGGAAGUUGUGGAGAGCGUGCGGUUGGCCAUAGAGCUCGGCGUUCACCCGCGAAUGAUCUCCCAGGGCAGCUCGGGCAGUUACUUUGCACGCAAUAGCGAAGGCAAGGUCGUCGGGGUUUUCAAACCCAAAGAUGAAGAGCCUUAUGCAUCUCGCAACCCGAAAUGGACCAAAUGGAUCCAUCGCAAUCUAUUCCCUUGCUUUUUUGGACGCGCUUGCUUGAUUCCCAACCUGUCUUACGUCUCGGAAGCUGCCGCUUAUGUACUCGACUCCCGUCUCCGGACCAACAUGGUCCCUUAUACUGAUAUUGUAUGGCUAUCGUCGAAAUCGUUCUUCUAUGAUUUUUGGGACCGAAGAAAGGCCUGGAUGGGCAAGAAAGCGCUCCCUCCGAAAGCGGGCAGUUUCCAGGUCUUCCUCAAAGGUUACAGGGAUGCCAAUCUUUUCCUGAGGGAGCACCCAUGGCCGGAUCAGACCAACACGGGAUUCCGUGCCCAAGACGCCCCGAAACGCAAGAAGCGCCCCUGGAAUGAGGCUUGCCGGCCGUCUGGGGUGCAAUCCGACGAUGAAGAUGAGGCCGAAGAGGAGGAUGAUGUCCAGACGCGCACGCCGUCCCCUCAACAGGAAAAUGGAGAGCGUCAGUUUUACUGGACGGAGAAUCUCAAACAGUCAUUCAGGGAAGAAUUGGAGAAGUUGGUCAUUCUGGACUAUAUCAUGCGGAAUACAGACCGUGGUCUGGAUAACUGGAUGAUAAAGAUUGAUUGGAACACGGAGGACGUCUCAAUAGUCGCGGAGCCGCCCAAGCAAAACGAACACCCACAGGAUGAUGAUGAUUAUUUGGUGCCUCCACGGCCGGUUUCAGUCAACUCGGACAAAGCAACAUCGCCGUCAUACCCCUAUCGACGACACGAGACGAUGCAGGCUGUGAGCCGUACAGGAACUCCUUUAAAUUCACAAGAGCCCCAAGCUACUAUCCAGAUUGGUGCCAUUGACAACAGUUUGUCAUGGCCAUGGAAGCACCCUGAUGCCUGGCGAAGCUUCCCAUUCGGCUGGCUGUUCCUACCAGUCUCACUCAUCGGACAGCCGUUCUCUCAAAAGACUCGAGACCACUUCCUACCGCUUCUGACUUCGACUGCUUGGUGGAGCGGCACACAAAUGGCCUUACGACGAGUUUUCUCACAGGACGACGAUUUCAAAGAGAGCAUGUUCGCGAGGCAGAUUGCGGUUAUGAAAGGGCAGGCAUGGAACGUCGUGGAAACAUUGAAGCACCCGGAUCAUGGUCCGCUUGAGCUUACACGGAGAACUCGCGUUUGUGUCUGGGACGACCUGGUAGAUGUCCCAGUUGCUAUUCCUCUUCGCGGGCCGUCAACGGAAGCUCAGCGACGUAAGAUCAGAAGUUACGACGACCGCUACGACCCGGACAACGAAGAAAUGGACAUUGGCGCCGCCAUGUCUAUGGCAGAUCAGGACUUGAUGGGGUUCCCAUCACCCCCCAGUGAACUGCCAAACCCGAAUCGAUUUGAGCUUUCCCGUGGCCGGACUUCUCGGGAUUCUGGGCGACCGCCGACUGCAAGCUCUACUGAUUAUGGCUUCAAUCGCGAUAGUGCCGAUGGACUCAGCCCUAGAAGGAAUGGAGACCGAAAUUGGCCGUCACUUCCUCCGCGCCCCGGGAACAAACACCAGAAGCAUAAUUCCGUUUCGAGUGCACGCGGGGCCCGUCUGAUAUGGAGCAGCGACGAUCUGGAGGGCGACCUCGGCUAUGCGGCGGCUGAGGGCAUGGAAGGAAACCAGCGCAAAGUUAUCGUCGAACGAAUAGAAGCUGUCAAGAGCAAAAACCCUGUUUUUACCUGGUGCUAG
Aspergillus mulundensis is the source of this 2334-nucleotide messenger RNA. Its product is annotated as 1-phosphatidylinositol 4-kinase LSB6. Bases 1 to 2334 code for a protein of 777 amino acids. Gene Ontology annotation, cellular component: plasma membrane; endosome; fungal-type vacuole membrane. The transcript has 2 exons. The record is from RefSeq and is a predicted model, not a curated record. Gene Ontology annotation, biological process: Golgi organization; endosome organization; phosphatidylinositol phosphate biosynthetic process. Gene Ontology annotation, molecular function: 1-phosphatidylinositol 4-kinase activity. NCBI's taxonomy places the organism in Eukaryota, Fungi, Ascomycota, Eurotiomycetes, Eurotiales, Aspergillaceae.